Photinus pyralis (common eastern firefly) is the source of this 1322-nucleotide messenger RNA. Its product is annotated as golgin IMH1-like. NCBI's taxonomy places the organism in Eukaryota, Metazoa, Arthropoda, Insecta, Coleoptera, Lampyridae. The record is from RefSeq and is a predicted model, not a curated record. The coding region runs from base 58 to 1104 and encodes 348 amino acids. The transcript has 5 exons.
CUUCAUUUGACAUUAUACAAAUUUUGAGUUUGACAGUUAAAACCAAAAACUGAGAAUAUGGAAAAUUUACAGAGUUACUCCCUUACAGACUCAGACUUCAUUCCGCAAAGAGAUACAGAAACAACGGAAUGGUUUGAAGAUGCAUCCAGCAAUGCAGACUGGAUCGACAACUUUAGCGAUCCCAUUUCCGCUGCUAGUUUAGGAGAUGAGUCCUACAAUCCGCUCGAGUCAUAUGAAAAUUUGUGCCAGAAGAACAAAAACUUGGAGCAAAGGUGGCAGGAUGUUGAACAGAAGUAUGAGAGUUUAUUGCGAGAGAGAGAACGCCAAAGUUUACAUAGUUUGUUACAUGAGCAAGAAAAAGUGCAGAAGUACCAGCAGAAGUUGCAGUACAUCAAGUCCAAUUGCGACGUCGUCAAUCAGUUGAAGGAGAAAUAUUUGAGUGCCAAAAGUAUGCUGAGUAACACCAAAGACAACACAGUAUCUGUGGAAAAAUCGUGUCAAACCAUCAGCGGAUUAGAACUACAGAACGCUAUCAAUUAUGAAAAGGAUGUAAUUGUGGUAGUAAAACGGUCGGAGCUGCAGGUUAUGAAGGAGACACUGGGCAAGUUGAAGGGCCUUGUCGAUAACUACAGAGUAUCUGCAUCUAACGCCGAGAAGAGCAAAUAUGAAACUGAGAUUCGGCAGUUACAUAAUACUAUUGCAAAUUUAAAAGAUACAGUUUCGAAAAAGAGUUACUACCUAGAUAUUGCAAAACAAAAUAUGGUAGAUCGCAAGACCUUCGAAAGUGUACAAAAGGAAAGUGAAAGUUUAAAACGAAUUGUUGUGAAGAUGGAAAAAAGACUACGCGAAAUGUGCUCUCCAAUGCAUAGUUUCCCAGUACUAAACGACGAAGAAAACGCAUUUGUAGAACAAAUUAUUCGAGCAUACCACCAAGAGAAACCGAAACUUAAUCCGAAACUUCACAAGGCCGGCAACUCGACACUGCACAGGAGAAGUUCUUCUAGUUCAGAUGAUUCCAAAGAUAUCGGGGCCUUUGGUGCGGCAAGUAAUGCGAAGUUCAUUCCCGUCAUAAACUUACCGAACCAUAGCAGUGGAGAUGUGUGAAUCCUGAUCCAGUCUAGAGAGAAAUGCCAAAUUUUAUGUUGAGAUUGUACUGUAAAUCAGCAAUAUACUCAAGUUGGCUCGCCAGGAGAGAAUAUCUGUCACGGAACACCUGAUGCCGGUCUACAAUCGUAUGUUUUUCAUAUUAAAUCAUAUACGAUUGUAGACUUGAAUCAAGGGUUCUGUAACCUACAUUCUUUCCUGGCGAGCUUAGUACCGUU